UGCUUCGUAUUGCAGUUAGCAGCGUAUAUUACUUCAACUCAGCGAAAUGUCUGGCCGCGGCAAGGGAGGCAAAGCGAAGGGAAAGGCGAAGUCCCGCUCCAACCGAGCUGGUCUGCAAUUUCCUGUCGGUCGUAUCCACAGGCUUCUCCGUAAAGGGAAUUAUGCCGAGCGUGUCGGUGCCGGUGCUCCGGUUUACCUCGCCGCUGUCAUGGAGUACUUGGCGGCUGAAGUGUUGGAAUUGGCCGGCAACGCCGCUCGUGACAACAAGAAAACCAGAAUCAUCCCGAGGCACUUGCAACUGGCCAUCAGGAAUGACGAGGAGUUAAACAAAUUGCUCUCCGGUGUCACGAUCGCUCAAGGUGGUGUACUGCCGAACAUCCAAGCAGUGUUGUUGCCAAAGAAGACCGAGAAGAAGGCAUAACUUGCAACACCGAAAACAUCACAAAUGGCCCUUUUCAGGGCCGCAAAUGUCUCAAAACGUGGGAAUUCCAAUUCGCAAUCAACCUCAAGAAACUUUCCAUUUAUUCAUUCCUACUAUUAAACAUAAAAUUGAAGUGUAAAUAGCGUAUAUAAAGAACUGAUUCUUAAUAUUAAAUUACGACGCUAUUGUUUCCCUCACUUUCGAUUCAGUUCAAAUUGAUUACAAUUCAUUUAUUAAUAACAAAAGUUUUAUUGCA
Dinoponera quadriceps is the source of this 677-nucleotide messenger RNA. Its product is annotated as histone H2A-like. Gene Ontology annotation, cellular component: nucleosome. The record is from RefSeq and is a predicted model, not a curated record. Gene Ontology annotation, molecular function: protein heterodimerization activity; structural constituent of chromatin; DNA binding. The transcript has a single exon. Bases 47 to 421 code for a protein of 124 amino acids. Lineage: Eukaryota; Metazoa; Arthropoda; Insecta; Hymenoptera; Formicidae.